AUGCGCCAGGAAAUGCAAGAUCAAUUGAACUGGGUCCUCACUGGAUUCUUCGUGAAUAUCAACCACCACACACUUGAACUCAGCCAAGCGGACAUAGCUAGCUUGCAGAACCACGGGAGCGACAUCUCCAAUGCUUAUCAUGUUAUCGUUACACCUAGAGCUGAAAAGCCGGGGCUGUUGGCCGGUAUAGGCUCUGGUACCGGCGAUUUGCAAAAAUCCAAUGCCAAGUUGGUCUUGCACAUCCUGGGAAAGAUUGAAGAAUCUUGCAUCAUAUUGGAGGAUCCAAAACGAUUCACAACUGCCAAAGUUAACGUUAACGCGCUCAAGCUGAUGUACCGCCUGAACGACUUUUCCGUUGGUCUACUUGCUGCUUUAGAAAAACACAGCCUGAUUAGUGACGAAUUCAUCAGGGGAAUUUUGAAUGACCGAUACCGAGGGAAAUUGAUUUUUAAUUGGACCUCCGGGGUGCACGUGUUUAACCCUGCUCACUUCCAGGUUUUGUAUAUGUCGAUUGACUUCAGGCUUAGUAUGAAAUCAAGUCCUUCAACUCAUCUAAUACAUGGUCUAUUAAAACAUUUGGAUUCGGUCACUUGGAAGAAUUUGGAGCGCUCAUGUUUGGACGCUCAACUAACAGGAAUUAGUCUGGACCCUGAACUAGAAGAGCACAUGGCUUCCUUUAAGCAACUUAUACAACUAAGAAAUGAAUUCAUGGCGCUCACAUCGCCCGCCGUCGAGAGAUUGACCGAUCACGCUUUUCAGGGUCAUAUACAUCAGGUGUUGCAAGAUUUAAUUCGCCGAAUCUUCUCAACAGUUGACGGGGAAGCAUUAGACCAUUAUUUAAUACGAAUCAAGCUUUCGUACAACGUACUACGCUUUCUGAUCGAAUACUGCGUCAAGCCGUCAAGCUUAUCUGAAGAAUAUAUGAGAAAACUUCGAAAAUUAGCCGAUUUUCCCAAAUUACAGGCCUUGGAGACAUAUAUGAUUGAAUAUUCUGAUAUCCUCCAGAAGGCCUAUGUUGAACUAUGCAAAACUCUGCAAAGAUCUCCGGACCGAGACUUGACCGAAAAGUAUGGACUCGAGCUUUUAGAUGGGAGAUAUUUGGUUGACAUGGACAAAGCAGAACAACCCUUGCUAAUUUCUCUCGGAAAAAACCAAGAUACUAACAUGCAAACACCUAAGUUAGAAUCCCUCGAAAUAAUCAAUGAACUCAAGAAGGAAAUUGAACUAGUGUCAAACACAUUGGGAGAUCCCAAUCAACAUGGGGUGGAAUCCCAAGCGAAGGACUUAGCAUUUGCUCUUGGUAUUUACUAA
Messenger RNA from Puccinia graminis f. sp. tritici CRL 75-36-700-3, 1311 nucleotides. RefSeq lists its product as uncharacterized. The transcript is spliced from 2 exons. NCBI's taxonomy places the organism in Eukaryota, Fungi, Basidiomycota, Pucciniomycetes, Pucciniales, Pucciniaceae. The record is from RefSeq and is a predicted model, not a curated record. The coding region runs from base 1 to 1311 and encodes 436 amino acids.